AUGAGCCACCAGAGACGAGUGCCUGAAUUCGGUCUCAACUCCACCUCGAUGAGCGAUUUAUUGUCCCCAGCCUUAUCAAAUGCCGUUUUCGAGGUUCUACACGAGAAAAUGAGAUCCCUUCUCGAAAAUGAUAUGUCGCUGAUGCAACAAUUGGUGUCAUUGUCGGAUAAGGUUAACGAGUUGAAAGUGGGAAUGAGACGAGCGAGAAGCGAACGGAAAUUGUCUGGCGGGAAUUCGAGUGAAGAUGAAGAGGAGGCGAGACUGAGGAGUGAGGUCAGGGAAAUUCAAAUA
Molecule: messenger RNA, 291 nt
Organism: Mesorhabditis belari
Lineage: Eukaryota; Metazoa; Nematoda; Chromadorea; Rhabditida; Rhabditidae
Source: the annotation of a GenBank genome assembly